ACAUAGCAGUAGUUGAUAUGAGUGACGUGUUCCGUCAGCCCUCGUUGUUUUACCAUCUGGGUGUCAGAGAGAGCUUCGACAUGGCCAACAAUGUCAUCCUGUACCAUGACACUGACCCCGACACCGCUCUGUCACUGAAGGACAUGGUGGCACAGAAAAACACUGCGUCUAGAACACAGACAAUAGGGUUCCCCUGGGUUCAACUCCCUCCAGAGUACAGAGGCUCUGGAUUACGCAACAAAGCGUCCAGUGGUAACUACUACUUCAUCCCCUAUGUGCUGACUCCUAACCAUGAGUAUAUGUGUUGUGAGAGCGAUGCCCAGAGGAGGGCCAGUGAAUACAUGCAGCCCAGCUGGGACAGCCUGCUGAGUCCUCUCUGUCUGCCACUCACCGACCGCUUCACCUCACUGCUCAAGGACAUCCACGUCACCUCCUGUGCCUCGUUUAAGGAUACUCUGCUGAAUGACAUCAGGAAAGCCCGUGAUAAGUACCAGGGGGAGGAGCUAGCCAAGGAGCUGUCUCGUAUCAAACUGCGCAUCGACAACACAGAGGUCCUAACACAGGACAUCGUCAUGAACCUGCUGUUCUCAUACAGAGACAUACAGGACUAUGAUGCCAUGGUGAAACUGGUCCAGACUCUGGAGAUGCUGCCUACCUGUGACCUGGCCACACAGCCCAUGAUACAGUUCCACUACGCUUUCGCUCUCAACAGGAGGAACAGCCCGGGGGACAGAGAGCAGGCUCUUGGUGUGAUGUUACAGGUGUUACAGUCAUGUGACCACCCAGCUCCAGACAUGUUCUGUCUGUGUGGAAGGAUCUACAAAGACAUCUUCCUCGACUCUGACUGUAAAGACACCAAGAACAGGGACAACGCCAUCCAGUGGUACAGGAAAGGUUUUGAGCUCCAGCCAACUCUCUACUCUGGUAUCAAUCUGGCUAUUCUGCUCAUUGUUGCUGGACAACAGUUUGAGAGUUCCAUCGAGCUGAGGAAGAUAGGUGUAAGGUUAAACAGUCUCCUGGGUCGUAAGGGCUCGUUAGAGAAGAUGAAUAACUACUGGGAUGUUGGUCAGUUCUUUACCGUUAGCAUGUUGGCAAAUGACAUCCCUAAAGCUACGCAGGCCGCAGAGAAACUCUUCAAACUCAAACCUCCCAUCUGGUACUUGCGGUCUGUGGUUCAGAACCUGCAGUUGAUCCAGAGAUUUAAGAAGACGACAGUAGAACACUCUCCCCAGAGAGAGAGGCUCAACUUCUGGAUGGACAUCAUUGUAGAGGCCACUAGAGGAAAAAGCAACGGACUGCGCUUUCCGGUGUUGAUCCUAGAGCCUACUAAGGUCUACCAGCCCUCAUAUGUUUCCAUCAACAGCGAGGCGGAGGAGAAGAACGUGUCCAUCUGGCACGUCUCCCCUGCUGAAACGAAAGGGAUCCAUGAGUGGAACUUCACUGCAACAUCCAUCAAAGGCAUCAGUAUCUCUAAGUUUGACGAGCGCUGUUGUUUCCUGUAUGUUCACGACAACUCAGACGACUUCCAGAUCUACUUCUCUACUGAAGAUCAGUGUGGCCGGUUCUGUUCCAUGGUGAAGGAGAUGAUUUCUGAUGGAACAGGAAAUGCAGUGGAGCUGGAGGGAGACGGAGACGGAGAUACACUGGAGUAUGAGUAUGACAUUAACGAGAAGGCGGACCGUGUGGUACUGGGCCGGGGGACCUAUGGAGUGGUGUACGCUGGGAGAGACAUGAGCAACCAGGUCCGCAUCGCCAUUAAAGAGAUACCAGAGAGAGACAGCAGGUACUCCCAACCCCUUCAUGAGGAGAUAGCGCUCCAUAAGUACCUGAAGCACAGGAACAUUGUUCAGUACCUGGGCUCAGUCUCAGAGGACGGAUACAUCAAGAUCUUCAUGGAGCAAGUCCCUGGAGGCAGUCUGUCAGCGUUGCUGCGGUCAAAGUGGGGUCCAUUGAAGGAGGCAACCAUCAUCUUCUACACACGACAGAUCCUGGAGGGACUCCGCUAUCUCCACGAGAACCAGAUAGUACACCGUGACAUCAAGGGCGAUAAUGUAUUAGUUAAUACCUACAGUGGAGUUCUGAAGAUAUCAGACUUCGGGACGUCUAAAAGGCUUGCGGGGGUCAACCCCUGCACCGAGACCUUCACUGGUACCCUGCAGUACAUGGCUCCAGAGAUCAUAGACAAGGGUCCUCGGGGUUACGGGGCUCCAGCUGACAUCUGGUCGUUGGGCUGCACCAUCAUAGAGAUGGCCACUGGGAAACCCCCCUUCCACGAGCUGGGAGAGCCUCAGGCUGCCAUGUUUAAGGUGGGGAUGUUUAAGAUCCACCCAGAGAUCCCAGAGUCGUUGUCGUUGGAGGCCAAGUCAUUUAUCCUGCGUUGUUUUGAGCCUGACCCCAAUAAGAGGGCUACAGCCACAGACCUGCUCAAAGAUAUCUUCGUACGACACAAUGUCAAGGGAAAGAAGAGCAAGAUCGCCUUCAAGCCAUCAGUCUGGCAAGACUACAUCCGUAGUGUGUCGCUGCCGGUGCAGUUACAGUGUGAGGCCACCGGGAGCAGCAGCAGCGAGCCUGGCUCAGUGAGUCCAGACUGCGACUCCAAACAGGACGUCUUCUUUCAGAAGAACAAACGAUCAGGGUCAGAAAACCUGCUCAAACCACCUAGCAACAACUACCUAAGUGUACCGGAUGAGGGGUCGGUGUCGGAGGACCGUAGCUCUCCUGCGUCUCUAGAAGACAGAGAUGGAGGGCUCUUCCUGCUCAAAAAGGACAGCGAGAGGAGAGCCAUCCUCUAUAAGGUCCUAAAUGAGGACCAGGACAAAGUCAUCUCCAACCUCCUGGAGAACCACAUACAGGGUAGUGAGGAGCUGCAGCUCUCUGUGGACCACAUUAAACAGAUCAUCUGUAUCUUGAGAGAUUUCAUCCACUCCCCAGAGCGACGCGUCAUGGCAACAACCAUCUCCAAACUCAAACUGGACCUAGACUUCGACUCCACAUCCAUUAACCAGAUACAACUUGUUCUUUUCGGCUUCCAGGACUCAGUGAACAAGGUCCUGAGGAACCAUCAUAUUAAACCUCACUGGAUGUUUGCUAUGGACAACAUCAUCAGACGAGCAGUACAGGCUGCAGUCACCAUCCUCAUACCAGAGCUCCAGACCCACUUCGGCCCGGCCUCGGAGAGCGAGGGACCAGAUAAGGAGGAGGAGGAAGAGGAAGAGGAGGCAGAGUUUGGCCCUGUAUUGGUCACGCCUCCAGACGACCCUGCUGUGACCCCCAACCCCGUGGUGACCUCAGCAGUCAGCACGCUCAGCUCCGCCCUCUCCUCCCCUCCUCCGCCUCAGCGCUCACAGCCUCUCGGAGCCCAGCUGGGACGGCUCAAACAGGAGACCAACCGGUUGUUGGAGGAACUGCUGCACAGGGAGAGAGAGUACCAGCAGGUCCUGAAGACAACACUACAGCAGAGACAACAUGACCUGGAGCUGGUCAGGGUCAGACACAGACCCCCAGACGUUCCUCCUCCCUCUAUCUUCCAAGUCCCAGUUGACCAGGUGCCCGAUAAGCAGCUCACUGAUUGGCUGAAAGACCAGAGUGCGGAUGCAGACACCAUAGACAAGUUUGUAAUGGAGGAGUACACGCUGAGCGAUGUCCUUAAUGAUGUCACUAAGGAGGACCUACGCUACCUACGCCUACGGGGUGGGGUGCUGUGUCGUAUCUGGCGGGGUAUCCAGAGGCACAGAGAGCGAGAGAGGCUGACAAGGGAUGACCCCAAAGAUGACGGAUGAUGGGAUACAUGAACUAUGACUGCCUUAACACGCACACACACACACACACACACACACACACACAGAAACAGAA
This is a messenger RNA of Coregonus clupeaformis (lake whitefish), 3852 nucleotides long. RefSeq names its product mitogen-activated protein kinase kinase kinase 15 (gene map3k15). Gene Ontology annotation, molecular function: ATP binding; MAP kinase kinase kinase activity. NCBI's taxonomy places the organism in Eukaryota, Metazoa, Chordata, Actinopteri, Salmoniformes, Salmonidae. Gene Ontology annotation, biological process: cellular response to stress; protein phosphorylation; MAPK cascade. The record is from RefSeq and is a predicted model, not a curated record.